Molecule: messenger RNA, 881 nt
Organism: Coccinella septempunctata (seven-spotted ladybird)
Lineage: Eukaryota; Metazoa; Arthropoda; Insecta; Coleoptera; Coccinellidae
Exons: 2
Coding region: 297-743 (148 amino acids)
Source: RefSeq, a predicted model, not a curated record
AUGAAUCACUCUGAAUGAAAAAACCAUUUCAUUUGUGACAAUAUGAUUUUUCGCGUAUACCAAAUAUUUAUUAUACGUAUGUAUACUAUGUUGAGCACAAUGACACCAUCAAAACAAUGCGAAGAAUUUCAAAGAAAGAGAAACCUAUAUCUUCUGAGUGUUAUCAUCAAUAGUUCAAUACGCAAUAAAUAUAUCUAAAAAUUGUCAAAUGUGUCACAUAAGAUAUUAUCCGCAACAGAUAAUCGUUCAGUUUCCUUUAAUCUUCCUUUAUAAGUUCUAAUAGAAGUUGAAUCGUUAUGUUCGGUGAAAUUCACUUUCCCUUCAUUUUUCUGGUAUUUUUCUUCGAUUUCUCAAGUGGAACUGGAAAUUUGCAUAGUAAUCCUAGUCAAGCUUCGAGCCCUGGUCAGAGGCAAGUAACACUUAGGAUUUAUCCUGUUGUUGUACCUUCCUAUGCUCAAUAUCCAAAACAAAAUUUUCUAUAUGCUGGAUACCCCUACGGAGUUAUCGAUCCUUUACAAGGAAAUCUAUUACCAGAUUACUUUCAGCGCGGAAAUAUAUAUCAAGGAAGUUUAAUACCAUACCAACAUGGGAAUUUUCUUGAGAAUUUACCUACCAGAAUAAUAGAUGUUGACGAAAGAGGCAACAUUAAGACUCCGAACAGGGACCCUAUUUUCUCCAUGCGACAAGAAAAUUCGAAAUCAUUACCAUCAACAGAAACUCAGGCCAGCCAGAUAGUGUCAUGAAUUACAACUUCGAAAACGGAGAAUUAGUGAAUCCCAGGAUGAAGGCAACAAAGCUCUCCAAGAAAAAAAAAUCUUCUAAACUUCUAGAUAAACACACUACGAGUGCUUCCAUUAAGAAUGACGAAGGCAAAAGUAAAA